Messenger RNA from Alligator mississippiensis (American alligator), 10246 nucleotides. It is a transcript of the gene ZIC3, whose product is annotated as Zic family member 3. Gene Ontology annotation, cellular component: nucleus. The coding region runs from base 308 to 1708 and encodes 466 amino acids. Gene Ontology annotation, molecular function: RNA polymerase II cis-regulatory region sequence-specific DNA binding; DNA-binding transcription factor activity, RNA polymerase II-specific. The record is from RefSeq and is a predicted model, not a curated record. Gene Ontology annotation, biological process: central nervous system development; regulation of transcription by RNA polymerase II. The transcript is spliced from 7 exons. NCBI's taxonomy places the organism in Eukaryota, Metazoa, Chordata, Crocodylia, Alligatoridae.
AUUGGCCCGUGGCGGCCGGCCCCCGGCGCGGGUUUAUGUGCGGGCGCGGGGAUGCGCUGGAGCAGUCCAAGGACGUUGCGGCGCGAGGGCGCGGGCGCUGCUGCUGCUGCUGCUGCUGCUGCUGCUGCUGGUCGUCUCCGCGCAGCGCUGCGCGCUCUUUUUUGGGGGGGAGGGAGGGGUGGGCAACCCCCCCCCCUAAAAAAAAAACAAACCCCAACCCCCCCCCAAAAAAAGAGAAGAAGAGGAGAGGGGGCGGGUUGCCGCGGGGUAGGCACCCCCGCCCCUGCGGCCCCGCGGGCUCCCCCCCAUGAGCAUGCUGCUGGACGGCGGGCCGCAGUUCCCCGCGCUGGGCGUGGGCGGCUUCGGGGCUCCGCGGCACCCGCACGACGUGGGGAACCGCGAGGCCGCCGCGGCCGCUGCCGCUGCCGCCGCCAUGGGGCUGAACCCCUUCGCGGACACGACCCACGCCGCCGCCUUCAAGCUGAGCCCGGCCACGCACGACCUCGCCUCGAGCCAGAGCUCCGCCUUCACCCCGCAAGCUCCGGGCUACGGGCACCCCCCGCACCCGCACCCGCACCCGCACGGCGGGCAGGUGCCGCCCUACGCGGGCGCCGCCGCCGCCGCCUUCAAUUCCACGCGGGAUUUUCUGUUCCGCAACCGCGGGGAAGCCGCGCCGGGCGGCGCGCAGCACGGGCUGUUCGCCGGCUCCCACGGGCCGCCGGGGCUGGCGGAGCCGCCGGGCUACCUGCUCUUCCCGGGGCUGCACGAGCAGAGCCCGAGCCACGCGUCGCCCACGGGCCACGCGGACAACGCGGCGGCGCUGGGGCUGCGCGGGGAGCUGUUCGGCCGGCCGGAGCCGUACCGCGGCGUGGCCAGCCCCCGCGCGGAUCCGUACGCGGGCGCGCAGUUCCACAACUACAACGCCAUGAACGUGAACGUGGGCAUGAACGUGGCCGCCGCGGCCGCGCACCACCACCACCACCACCACCAUCACCACCACCACGGGCCCGGCGCUUUCUUCCGCUACAUGCGCCAGCCCAUCAAGCAAGAGCUGUCGUGCAAGUGGGUGGACGAGGGGCAGCUCAGCCGACCCAAAAAGAGCUGCGACCGGACUUUCAGCACCAUGCACGAGCUGGUCACGCAUGUCACCAUGGAGCACGUCGGCGGCCCCGAGCAGAACAACCACAUCUGCUACUGGGAGGAGUGCCCGCGCGACGGCAAGUCCUUCAAGGCCAAGUACAAGCUGGUCAACCACAUCCGCGUGCACACGGGCGAGAAGCCCUUCCCCUGCCCCUUCCCCGGCUGCGGCAAGAUCUUCGCCCGCUCCGAGAACCUGAAGAUCCACAAAAGGACGCACACAGGUGAGAAGCCCUUCAAGUGCGAGUUUGAGGGCUGCGACCGGCGCUUCGCCAACAGCAGCGACAGGAAGAAGCACAUGCACGUGCACACCUCGGACAAGCCCUACAUCUGCAAGGUGUGCGACAAGUCCUACACGCACCCCAGCUCCCUGCGCAAGCACAUGAAGGUUCACGAGUCGCAGGGCUCCGAUUCCUCCCCCGCCGCCAGUUCAGGCUACGAGUCGUCCACGCCGCCCGCCCUCGCCUCGGCCGGCAGCAAAGACUCGACGAAACCCCCCCCGGCCGCCGCGCCCAGCGGCGCCGGCCACAACCCCGGCCUGCCCCCCAAUUUCAACGAGUGGUACGUCUGAGCCGGCCACGGGACCACCGGGACUGGGACCGACCCGACCCACGGCCACACGGAACCGGGGAGUGCUCCCCCACGCGCCGGCUGCAGCUCCGGCUUGGCCCAUCGGAGUCUCUCCCCCCCGCACCACCGGGCGAGCCACGGCCUUUUCUCAGGAUCGGAUUCGUUUCCUCCCCACCCCUCCUUUUUUUAUUUUAUUUUUUUUUUUUUACCCCGCUUUUAAUUUUCCUCCCCUCCUUCGGUGCCCUCCUCGCCCCGUUUCUUUCUCCCUUUGCAACCCCGACGUGAAACGUUUCCUUCUUUCGCUGGGGAGAUCGACCCGAGGAUGGAAAGAAACCCCCCUCCGCCUUAGUGCUGAUUGUUUGCAACUCACAGUCUUAAACCGUGCCAAAGUUCCUGUUAUGUCUUGAACUUUCCUCUCUCUCUCUCUUUCUCUCUCUCUCUUUCUCUCUCAGCAUUACACUUGUGAAUGUAUUCUCGUCUGAUGGGGUCGCUCCGUGUUUUUUCAGGAUGAAGGGUGUGGUGUUCUGCCCGGAUCGUGACCGUUUUCGAGUCUGAAACCGUUGCCUUUUUGUAAUAACUUCUUCUUCUUCUUCUUUUUUUUUUUUUUUUGUAAAUACAUAUCCGCGAUGCCAUAUUUAUCGUUUGUAAUUUAAGGAUCGAGACAAAAAAAAAAAAAGUGCCGGGAACUGAACAAUAUUUAUGGAGAGGGAAAAAAAAAAGAAUUAAUAAUAAUAAUUAAUAAUAAUAAUGGUUUUCUAACAAAAUAAAAAAAAGAAAGAAAGAAAGAGUGGGGAAAAAAACGAAACAAACACAAGAAAAUUCCCUGGGAACGGAUGGGAACUCUGUACAGCUUUUGGUUAUAACUGCUUUAGCAUUAAAAGUUUAUUGUUUUGGAAAGAGCCCGUUCCCCGCGUUUUUCCACCCAAUUCCCCCUCCUCUCUCCGGGCAGCUCUUUCCCCUGGUAGCCCGGUUCCCUGCCGGGCCCGGCCCGCUGCCGUGGUCGCGGUGCUGUGCUGUUGCGUGUGUCCCCCCCUUGUCCCGCCAGCCUCCCCCGCGCCCCCUCGGACUUGUGCUGUUGCAAACCCAGUGUUGCCGGUGGAGUCACGUCUGUCUGGGAGCAGGAGGUAAACGACACCCGGCUGCGGAGAGCGGGCGGAGGAGCAGCUCUGCCCGCGGGUGUCUGUGUGUCCCAGGCAGCGCGGGUCCGGAGGGGGUGAAGAGCUGUUUACUUCGGAUUAAAGUAAGUGCUGCUUCAUCUAUCCCCAGUGUAGUGGGGGUGGUGGUGGGGGAGGACGCACCAGACACCCCCCACCCCCAUCUGCUUCUGCACAUUGUAAUGUUUUAAAUAUCUAUUUAAAAAAUGGGGGGGAAAGCCAAAGGAAACCGAGUCCGCGCCUGACGGGCUGGUCCAGGAGGAGCCGCUGCGCCUUCUCUUUGCAUCCCCUUGCAGAGCUCGGGCUUCGGGCAUCGCAUCUCCGGCCAAAGGGAGCAUCCCGGCGGGGCGCCGCCGCAGCAAGCCCCCGCUGCCCGGGGCAUUUCGGCGCGAGGCCCGGGAGCUGCUCCUGGCUGCAGUUGCGGGGGAGCAAAAAAACGCUGGACUUGAUUUUUUUUAAAUUAGUUUUUGUUUCUUCUAGGACGAGCCGGGAUCGGACGGAGAAGCUCGUGGGCUUCGGAGAAGUUUUUCGCCUCCUAAGUCUGGCCCAGCAGCCGGAGCCAAGCCGGCGGGGCCCCGAUCCGGGCCGGGACACGAGGACGGGACGGGACGGGACGGGACGCACGCUCCGCAGCCGCGCAGGUGUCCUAACGCAGUGGCACCCCAGGACUGGAAAUAUAAAAGGCCAAGAGCUGCUUGCCUGCGUUGUGCCAGCAGCCCCAUCGAAGAUCCUGCAAGGAAAAUGAAGUGUCUCAUGAAAUGGAGUUGUUCUGAACAUCAGGAUUUUUUUUUUUUAGUUUUUAAAAGUCCUGUUUUGACUCAUUUUUGGGUGAGGUUGCUUAGGUCCGCUCUGCCAACACCAAAAAAAAAUAAUUAUCCAGGUGUCUUUUUUUUUUAACUUUCUGCAAUGGUUCCAUAACGCAGGGAAACCUUGCUAUUUUUAAUUCUGAAAUGCUAUUCUUCACAUCUAGCAAGUAUUAUCUUUGUUUUUAAUAAGCCCUCCCAAACCUCACGUGCCCAGAAAAUUGUUCUCUUGAACAACGGCCCCAUCGAGACAAUCCUAGAAUAAUCAGCAUGAGGAAUGGAUGUCAGCCGUGGAUGGAUUGCUGUGUUUCUGGGUAACAUAAUGCCAUUUUAAUAUCUUGUUUUUAAUUCAGCUCAGAGCACCGCUUGAUGGACAAGGAUGCAGCCUGAAGUCAGUUGUUAGAGGUUAUGGCAGCAAUGAUUUCACACAACCAAUUGCACCUCAGCUAUUAUUAAGGAUAUGAUGACCUUUUUGGUUGCAAUCCUGAAAUGCUCACUACCCCUUGCCCUUUGUCAGCGCUGGUUAGCUUCUGGGCCAGACAAAGCAGCAGGUUCAGUUAACUCCUGCCCAUUAGCAUAUUAAAUGAAGAAGAGCAUUUUAGCAGCAACAGUGAUUGCAUUGACUGAUCAGUUGCCGUUACCUAGUAGUCAUCAUGUUUCCCUUGGCUAACGAGAUCGGAUGCCAGCAAUUCAGUCUUCAAACCAGUGAGGUUUGAUAAAGAAAUCUUUUAAAUUUUCCUUGUGCACUUCAGCUCGUGUCUUUUCCUCCUAGCCUGGCAUCUGUUGCAGUCCUCGAGCGUUUCUGAGCCUGCAAUUAUUUGGAUGCCUGCCCGUUGUCCCAGAGAGGUGCAGGGGAGUUGUUGCGCUAGCCCUGAAACCCGGUGUAGACCUCCGAUUUACGCUCUUGGAACAGACUGCAUUAGAGCAGCUUCUUCAGUGCAUGCUUGUGACCAUGCGGCAACACCAAGGAAGACGGGGAGCUAAAGAGACCUCUUUCCCUCCUCCCCUCCUACAAAACAAUAUGAUCUCUGGCUUUUGACUUGUUUUUUAAGACUUCUGGCAAAGCGAUUUCAAUUCAACUGAAGGCUUUUGACUGUCUGAAACUUUACUGGAGGUUUUCGAGCAGAGAGUGCAUGGGCAUUAGUUUGCAGUGUUUUAGGAACAGGGAAUCCUUCCUCUGUACAUCUAUGUGUGUGGCUGGAUGUGUGUUGAACUAGGUUAGUUAGCAAUCAGGGCCCAUGGUCAGAGGUAAUAUCUUUUAUUAGACCAACAAGAUUUUUGCAAAAAAAAAGUAAAUCUUUAAUUGCAAGCUUUCAGGCACAAACACGCUUCAUCAGGCAUCAGAGCAAAGAUUGUAAAAGUUCUCCUGGGUAGAAAUGAAAGCGGUGUCCAGCCUCUGAUCUGCAGGCCACAUCUAGCCUGCAGAGUUGUGUCAUCCAACCCAUGGUGUGUCCCACAGAUCCAAAAAAUUGGUGGUGGGGGAGCCAUGGCAGCAUUAAUAGCUGCUUCCCUGCUGCCAAAAUUUCCAUCCCUGUGGGGAGCCUCGCAGGCUGGAUGAUGUGGCUCUGUGUGCCAGGGUGCAUGGGGUCACUCCAUGGCCAGAUCCAGUAUGUAGGGUCAAGCUAGCUUGAGGAAUCGGACCAAGGUUUGACUCUUGGGGGAUCUGCAACAAAAGUUAAACCAGUUAAUCGAUUAACAAGUCCGCCCAAGUGAAGGAGCAGUCUGAUCAGAGACCCCCCCCCCCCCAAGUUAUAAUUUGCAAAUCUUACAUGGGGGAAUCUCGUCUAGUUGGGGGGGCUCAGCCCCCCCCGGAGCUGCCCUUCAAUUUGCACCCUGGAUCAGACUGGCACAUGGCUGGAUCCAGCGUGCAGGGCUGGGAGGGGGCACGGGAUCCAACCUGUGGACUGGCCUCAUGCUACUCAUCCAGGCAGCGGGGCCAGAAGGUUGCACACCACUGAGCUAGGUGCAACCCAAGGGUCCUUCAAACCAGCAGUCUUAUGAAACAUCCUCACUGAUGUUCUUGUAAAGUUGGAAAGGGAGAGUUUCAGGCUGCACUUUAGAUGCAAGGAGAAUUAAUGCCAGCGGUGAUCUAUUGUUUCCUCUACAACAUCAGCGCAACCAGAAGAUGGAAGUACAAAGCACCUGCAUUGGGGUCCCUUGAUCUGAGAGUGUGUAGGGAAGCACCUUGCUGCCGGGGGAGGAGGGAGUCGUAUAUAUUUUUGCUCUUCUCAGAGACGGGCAAAGGGGGUUUUGUAGGUAUUGUCAUGCACGCUCUUGUGCAGCUCCUUGCUCUUGCACUCUCGCUCCUCUCUCCUGCCUGGGCUUGAUGGACAAGGGAGCUGAGGCUGGAAGGGGGGAAGGAUCUGUCAUUGCUGUGGAGGAUUCAGCCCGCGCUGUGAUCCCACCCCUUUGCUUGCUGCUCUUUGGGGCAGGCCUCUAAGUUUGCAGCCAUGGAGUGUCAGGAAGCUUUCUUGUCAACGCCGCACCGUUGAGAAGAUUUGUCCUCAAGUUCAAAGCAGCACUGGCCUCAGACGUGUGAUGUUUCCUGACCUUUCCCCUCUCCGGUGCCUCGGCCUGCUUUCCUUUGAGGUCAGCGUCAAAAUAGAGACGUAUGUUUCUGCAGCUUGACCAUGGCUCUGACGCUUUAGAUCAGGAAUCCUAUAGUCCAUUUGUCUUCCCAUCUGUCAAGCAGCAUUUGAAGCCAGCUUGCUCUUUCAGACAAGUGUGAGAGUCAGUAGCUUUUUUUUAAAGAAGGUUUCAGCCCAUAAAGCAUGUGCUAAGAUGCCACCUAUUAAGAUCCCGGGAUAGCACCUUGAAUAGAGAUCAAGCGCAACGGAGUUCACUCCAAACUUUAAUUCCAUCAGCUGGUUUAGAUGCGUGCUGUUGUGUCGCCCUGGAAAGUCAGACCAGGCUGCACUCCUGCCUUUGCUACUGAGUGACUUGGGGCAAGCGACUUAGGCACUUGUGUGUGUUUAAAAAGCAAAGCAAAACACUCAGCCCUCCUUUGUGUGGCUGUCCGGUGUUGGCGCACCAUUGUGCUUUCACUGGCACUGCUUGCUUAUUCCUUGACAGUGUGAAGUAAUGAGACCCGUCAAGAUUGCCUUACAGCGACAAGGCCUUCAUUUGCUUGGCCUCGGUCCAGCAAAGUGAAGGGGAGUUGGUUUGUACAGCACAGCUGUCAUACAAGACUGAGGGUAGUUGUUGGCCCUGUGCCUCAGUUUACUCCUCUGUACAAUGGCAAUAAAAUCAAGGCUACGGGGAGGUUUCAUUAAGAAAUGAGGUUAAAAAAAAAUCUAUGCAGCAUAAGGUACCGUCCUUGGUUAUUUCAGGUAGUAGUUUACCUUGUGUACUGCCCACCCCUGCUAACAACAGGAUCUGCCUUCUGCUGCAAGGCAGGGGGAGCGUUCACAGCGCCCAGGGAAGCAUCAUCUCUGCUGGGCCACCUUCCCGUAAACCCUCCUAAGAGCCCGGAGAAGGGACCAAAGCAAUCAGGACUCAUGGUGGAAGUGCUAUCUUUCAUUAGACACACUAGAUUUUUGCAAAAAAAAUAAUUUCUUGAAUUGCAGAAAAGGGGCCAUUCAUUUUUCCGAAGUAUUUUGCAAAUGCCUGUUAGAGGAUGCUUUGAAAUCUGGGGGGAGUCUCCUUUCUGGUGGCACACGUGGGUGGCAAAUGGGACGCAAAGCCAGAUCGGGUCUGGGUUUGGCCCUGACGUUGCAGCCGGCUAUCUCUGGUCCCUUUAUAGUUCAAUGUCGCCCAGUAGCGGAGGGGCAGGACGAUGGGCAGAUGCUAACAAAUGUUGCUCUUUGUUUACAGAGCCCAGAUGUCCCCGGAUAGCUGAGGAGCCCCAGGAGACCAGACUGUUGAGCCAUUGAUGGUUAAGCCCAACUUGACUCCCUGGAGUCAAGGCCACCAUAUGGUCCUCCCUUUGAAAUAGGACCUGUGCCAUAGGUAAAGUAUGAGCUGGACCCAGGCGUCGCUUUGAUGCCUAACGCCUUCAGGCAUCAGACACCCACUCUUCCGGGCUUCCUUUUGCCCAGAGCGGCUAUCCCAGUCUCAGGGCCCUGCGGAUUAUUUUUUGAUAGGUAAAAUAUGGGGUAUCUUGGGUGCAAUCGGUACAGAAAAUGAGCAAUGCCCUGUUUUCCUUUUGCUCCAGGGAGAGGAGAGUAUCUGGUUACCCAGCCCUGGCACACGGUCUUCUUGGAGGCAGUCUGAUGUCGCUGUGAUGUCAUCACAUACCUCACUUGCUACAAUAGGUCCGGGCCCUCCCCAUUUUUGCCUAAAGCUUAGUUUAAUCCUAUUUCAGUGGCAGAGAUACCUGCAUCUUUAGGGAGAGAAUUUGGCUUCGUGAAAGCUAUUUUGCUACUAGCAUCCCACGCGAGGAGGCUGGGGAGAGGGAGAGCGGGGACGGAGCCGGAUGGAUGUUGCAAAGAAAAAGCGUGCGUUGAUUUUGGGGGAUGUUUUCAAAUAUCCCUCCUCCCCAGGUGUUUUCCUGGGGAUAUUUGUCCAGGAAAAACAGUGUUUCUCUUGAAAGCGAGCAAGAGCCCAGUGAAUACUCCGUUUAUAAGGAACAUAAGUACCAGGAUUUUUCAGGCAUAUGCUUACAUUUGCUUGGGGGGUUUGCUUUGCUGACACAAGGGGUUAUAAAGAACCAAGGCCUUAUUGCAGCUUUUCAAUACUUCAGUCAUGCCAGCUGAGUGCAAAGCUAUCCUAUCUAACGGAAGUGCUCCCAGUCACCUUAUGAACAGCUGACGUGACAAAUCCCCAUUUUCUCUAGAUUCAGCUUUCCUUAUGCAGAUAAUGGUAUAGUUUUUCUUAGUCUUUGGUACCAGCAAAGUUCAGACUUACCAGUACAAGUCCUGAACUGUGCUCCAUAGAUGGCUGUUUGCCUUCAAAAGAAUUGCUCGGGGUCCCGGGAGAGGUGGCCUCGUCACCCGUGAACAGGGGAUGCUGCAGCAUCCACCGACUGAAAUACCUGGACACAAACCCAUUUGAUAAUACUUUUAAGCAGCAAAUAAUAGCAGGCGCAUUCAAGGUCUAAAUCCAUCCGCCGCUGAUAGUUCAGCGAGCUUUUGGCAGGGGUGACAUCAUACACCUGUCCUGGGCUGCUGUUGGGGAGUACAAUAGGAUUCGGUUGAGCAAUGAUUGCUUUCCAUCCAGUUAUGAUUCUCCUCUUGUCCAAGCCUUCUCCAGGCGGAGCUGAUCUGGAGUGAAGCCUGUUUUAGAAGGACAGCAGACUUGGUUAUGUGCAUUGACAGAUCAGAGAGCCAACCUGGGCCUGGCACUGGGGUCCAGCUCCUUCGGUGUCCCGUUUGCCACAGUUAUGAGCCAGAAGCCAAGCAGCCAAAAAGAGCUUACUUUGGCUGGACGGCUUACCGAGAUAGAAAGGUCCCUGCUUUCCUUCUACAUGUUUUGGACAGAGUUCGUGGCAAUUUUUUUUUCAGGGUCUUUGGGAGCUCCCAAACUUUUUUGCAGGGGGAGCCACAAGUUUCCUGGGAAAAGGACUAGGGGCAGUCCCUCCUUUUUGUGGGAGUACAGACUCCCCAGCCCUCCCUGUCACAAUCACGUGCCCUCAUUCCUUCCAUUUUCAAUCCCCGUGUCAUCCAGAGCAGCUGCUUGCGUGGGACGUUACCAUUAUUUAAUAUAUUUGUAGCUGUCUUUUAAUGCCAUUUAGCAGCUGGAAACAAGGAAGAAUCAGCAACCUUUCAGUAGCCACCUCUCCUGGGAGCCCCAGCAAUUGUUUUGAAGGCAAGGAGCGGUCUAUGGAGCACAGUUCAGGACUUGGCUAUAGCAUGGAGGUCCGUAUUCUGCUAUCGAGCUCUAUGACGGCACCCUUAAAACUACAGAUUUGCUUUUGUUCAUAUCCCUACUGCGAAUCUCGACUCCGUGUAAAGAAAUAAGCUCGGCUGAAUGACAACACAUGUUUGUCUCGUUAUCCACCCCCGCUACAGACUUCAUUAACUAUCAAGAGCACAGAGAUUUCGGGGGUGCCGGUUCCCCGUGCCGUAGUAACACGGUUUCCAGUAUCCCAAUGCAUUACUCUAUCUCUUUUACCCGUAUGCAGUCUGACAUGACUUUGCUCGCUUCUCUCUUGCCGUCUGGCAAAAUGCAGGAGCUGAUUGUUGCUGCACUUAACUGCAGCUCACAUAUUUUGUACACGGUAAAUUUGUGCCUGUGCUGGUCGUGCCUCGGUUAAAGUCUUUCUUACUGCUGGUGAUGGAAGUGUCUGCUGCUGCAAUGAAUUGCUCCCUUUAAUGCCAUUUGCUUUGCCUUUUCAGAAGUGUGUUACUUUUUAGUGCUCUCUGAGCCCACAGUAAAACUCUCUGGAGCGCACAGAGCUCUGUCUAUCAUAAACCGCCGUUAUACCACAUCUCAAGAAUUAAAGUUUAACUGUGGGCAGAUUCUAUUUUCAGAUAGCAUUGCGUGGAGACUAUAUUUUCAAAAGCAUUAACUCAAACCACACUGAUGCACAACUGUUUUAAAAUGUAAGAAUUCGCACAUGUUUUUUAUUAGCGUACACAUAAAACUGGAGCAUAAUACAGUAGGAUUUGGCAAUAAAACGGGGUAGUAGAUACAUAAAUUUUA